UUUUAUGUCAAUUUUUUCCGUGCCAAUCGAACUGUCAUAAUAAACUUCAAAAAUCGGAUUUACACAUUAUGUUGAUUAUGCUAUGAAUAUUUUCAAAAUAUUUAUUAAAAUCAACACUUUGUCCGCUACCAUUCCGUUUGAACGAUGAAUAGAAUUUAAAGUAAUCAAACAUUCAAAAGUAUUCGUCGGUGGUGUCGUGUUUUCGGUGUUUAUUCCAUUGUUGUGCGACCUAAUUAAUCGAUUUUCCUUUCUUUCGUUUUUUCCGUUCAAAAGUAUCCGAUUAAACGAUUUUGUUGCUUGCCAAUUAAAUACGAAGACGAAAAUUAUAACCGAAUUUGGUAGUAGAACUUCCUGGAUUUGUUGUGCCGCAUAUGAAUAAGUCUUCUAAGCAAUUCAAUGUUGGAAGUGAAUUCGACUGUGAGAUAUGCAGUGAUUGAAUUUACAUAUCGUUGUGAAUGGAUGACAAUAAGCUGUAUUCGAUGAAAGAGAUGUCUACUGACUAGAAACCAAAUCACAAUGAGCCAUUCGAAUGAAUCGUCAAAUUCAAAUUAUCCCAUUUACGACAACUACGUGCUACAAACACAAAAUCAACAGAAAUAUGAUCGACGUAGUCCACGUGGAACACUGCAUCAUGUAUUGAAUUCGCCCGAUUUGGCGGAGGUCCACAUUCAAUCGCAGAGCGUAAAAGUUGGACGAAGUCCAAAUUUGUUUGAAAGUUCCCCGAACUCAACAGGUUCCAUUGAUUACACAUCGUUGUGUUCGUCAGACAACAUUGUGGUGUACGAUGAUAUUGGACGUAAUUGGCUUAAUUUGAAUAAAACAAGCGAUGAACAGGAAAACAUAAUUGAUUACAACAUUUCACCAAAGAGAUGUACUGGAAAUACGUUAGAUUCAAAUGCUGCCAUGGAAUCGUUUGAUAAUCAUUCAAAGACACGGUUUGCAACAGCAACAUCACCGGUGCGAAAGCCAGGAUUCCCAAAAAGAAUAACACUGCCCUCAUCAAACUAUGAUAGUCAACAUGCCAUAACUGAUACGACAACAGCAAACACUCCUAGUCACGUUUUUUCAGACGAAAUAUCCAAAGAAAGCACCCUCGAUUAUCUGUAUGAAUUUUCGGAGACAAGGAAGGUCCUGGAAGAUUUCUUCAGUGAGCCUGCAAUUGAUCCAAUUCUUGACGAUAGUGACAGUGUAAGUGAAUGUGAUAAGAGUUCGGAUAAUGCAUACAUCGGUCAGAGACUUGCGUCUCUUGCGCACCUUUCAAACAAUCAAUAUUCUAUGAACGAGUCGCCGAAGCAACGUUCUGGUUAUUAUGACAUGGAACUCUACCUCGAUUCGAAUAGCAGCGGAGAUGUACUGAGCAAAGAGUCAUUGCCGGCAAUGAAUCGUCAAAAAGCGACCAACAAUGCGACACUGUCGCCGGAUUCAAUUGAACAUGACUCGAAUUCGGGUGAUCUGGAUAGUCUGCCCAAUGACAUAAAUUGUACGGUGGAUCAGAGUAGUUUGUUCAGUGGCAUGCCGGUGCUGGAAGAUGGUCUGUCCAGUGGUCAUGCAUCAGAUACAGAUGUCCAUACAAAUGAUAUGAAUUGUGCGGAGUAUCAAGAUAUAAACAAGGCGGACGACACACUUGAAGAACAGAAAAUUGGCCCUUUUGACGACGAAGUGGCAGAAAAUAAUUCCGUCGAAUCGACGCUGAGAGAUAUCCAUUCGACGUUACAACGAACCAAAAUUUUACUUGAAAUUAGCAAUCCGCGAAACAGUACCAAAAAUUCUGACAAUCCACCCUCGCCGAAUGUCUGGGUUCGAAGAGAUUCCAUCAAUACUCCAGACAGCAUCAACUCCGAUCAAAAUCCAUCUAGGCCAUGUCCAGAUGAUGAAGAAGCUGAUACUGAUUUAGAAACCGAUCGAUUGUUGGGACAACAACGUCUAGACAACAUCGGGAAUCUAGAAAAAGUACGUUUCACUGACGAAACAACCGCAAUACCUCGACCAGCUCCCCAAUUUUCGUCGGCAACAUUGCGGCAAGGUAUUGGAACGUCAUUGACAUCUGCAUCACCCGUAGCUAGUCAUCCGGAUGGGAUGCAAGACAAUGAUUUCAUAUCACCAAUUAAAAUGAUGGCACAAAAAAGUCCUUCGGGAUCGACUAGUUCUAAUGUGGACGGGAACAGAAAACGGAACAAGGAAGUUCGUUGGGAACCUGCAGUUCUCAUCGAAGGGGUUUUAUUUCGAGCUAAAUAUCUGGGCUCAACUCAAUUGGUCUGCGAAGGUCAACCCACAAAGUCCACUCGAAUGAUGCAAGCCGAAGAAGCUGUAUCCAGAAUCAAGGCUCCAGAUGGUGAAUCUCAACCGAGCACAGAGGUUGAUCUGUUCAUUUCUACGGAAAAGAUAAUGGUAUUGAACACGGAUCUCAAAGAAAUAAUGAUGGACCAUGCACUGCGUACGAUAUCGUACAUAGCGGACAUUGGUGAUUUGGUGGUGUUGAUGGCACGCAGGCGAUAUGUACCGAAUGGGAACAAUGACGAAUCUUCGCCGGACACUCCGAAGCCGAAUCGAACGCCGAAAAUGAUUUGUCACGUUUUUAUGAGCGAAGAAGCUCAAUUUAUAGCCCAAUCUAUCGGUCAGGCGUUUCAGGUCGCUUAUAUGGAAUUUUUGAAGGCCAACGGAAUUGAGGAUCAUAGUUUCGUAAAAGAGAUGGACUACCAGGAAGUGCUUAAUAGUCAAGAGAUUUUCGGCGAUGAAUUGGAAAUAUUCGCCAAAAAGGAAUUGCAAAAAGAGGUCGUCGUGCCGAAAGCAAAAGGUGAAAUACUGGGAGUUGUUAUCGUUGAGUCUGGCUGGGGAUCGAUGUUACCGACCGUUGUCAUUGCAAAUCUAUUAUCAUCUGGAGCAGCGGCUCGAUGUGGUCAGUUGAACAUUGGCGAUCAGAUAAUUGCAAUAAAUGGCAUGAGUUUAGUGGGUCUUCCGCUGACAUUGUGUCAGAGCUACAUCAGGAAUACAAAAUCACAAACGGCAGUUAAAUUUACGGUUGUGCCUUGCCCACCCGUUGUUGAAGUUAAAAUAAAGCGACCAAAUACAAAGUAUCAACUCGGAUUUAGUGUACAAAAUGGAGUGAUUUGCAGUUUACUUCGGGGAGGAAUAGCAGAAAGAGGCGGAGUACGAGUGGGCCAUAGAAUAAUAGAAAUAAACAAUCAAAGUGUGGUCGCUGUACCGCAUGAAAAAAUCGUCAGUCUUCUGGCCACGUCUGUUGGAGAGAUUUUAAUGAAAACUAUGCCUACAUCCAUGUUUAGAUUGCUUACAGGACAAGAGAGCCCAUUAUAUAUUUGAAAACGAAAAAAAA
Messenger RNA from Bradysia coprophila, 3331 nucleotides. RefSeq names its product amyloid-beta A4 precursor protein-binding family A member X11L (gene X11L). Gene Ontology annotation, biological process: chemical synaptic transmission. NCBI's taxonomy places the organism in Eukaryota, Metazoa, Arthropoda, Insecta, Diptera, Sciaridae. The record is from RefSeq and is a predicted model, not a curated record. Gene Ontology annotation, molecular function: protein binding. Gene Ontology annotation, cellular component: plasma membrane; cytoplasm; dendritic spine.